GCGGGGCUUUACCUGCCCACACCUGCAGAGGUUUGAGACUGAAGACUGAAGGAAGAAAAACAGACAGAAAACAAAGUGACAAGAAAAUGUUCAGAUCAAAAGAAUCGAUCUGAUUCUCUGGUUUGAACCCAACUGAUCUGGACUAAUCUGAUCCGGGUUCAGUCCGAGUUCACCUGGAUCCUGAACCACUUGAGACUUACUGAAGAUUUCUCAACUUUUACCUGAAGCAGGAAGUGAGAGAAGGAGGAGCCGACAUGGGUAGUAAGGAGCGCUACCAUUGGCAGGCUCAGAACGUGAAGGUGAGCGGGGUGGACGACAUGGUGCUGCUGUCCAAAAUCAACGAGGACGCCAUCACCGAAAACCUGAAGAAGAGAUACAUGGACGACUACAUCUUCACCUACAUUGGUCCAGUUCUGAUCUCUGUGAAUCCGUUCAAACAGCUUCCAUAUUUCACCGACAGAGAAGUGGAGGUCUACCAGGGAGCGGCUCAGUAUGAGAACCCCCCCCACAUCUACGCUCUGGCUGACAACAUGUACAGAAACAUGAUGAUCGACAGCGAGAACCAGUGUGUCAUCAUCAGCGGCGAGAGCGGAGCUGGAAAAACUGUUGCUGCCAAGUACAUCAUGAGCUACGUGUCCAAAGUGUCCGGAGGAGGAGACAAAGUCCAGCAUGUUAAAGACAUCAUCCUGCAGUCUAACCCCCUGCUGGAGGCCUUCGGUAAUGCGAAGACUGUCCGCAACAACAACUCCAGCAGAUUUGGUAAAUACUUUGAGAUCCAGUUCAGUCGAGGAGGAGCUCCUGAUGGAGGAAAAAUUUCCAACUUUCUGUUGGAGAAAAGUCGAGUGGUGUCACAGAAUCCUGGAGAGAGAAACUUCCACAUCUACUACCAGCUGUUAGAGGGGGCGAGUGGGGAGCAGAGGGAGAACCUGGGGGUCACAACCCCCGACUACUACUUCUACCUCAACCAGUCUGGAACCUACACUGUGGAGGACGUCAACGACAAGAAGGAGUUCUCUGAUACUAUGGAGGCCAUGUCAGUAGUGGGUCUGUCUGUGGAGGAUCAGGAUUCAGUUCUUCAGCUUGUUGCAGGAAUUCUUCAUCUUGGAAACAUCAGCUUCAGAGAGGAAAACAACUACGCUGUGGUCGAAAGCCAGGACUUCCUGGCCUUCCCGUCCUUCCUGUUGGGGAUCUCUCAGGACGGCCUCUGCAGUAAACUGACCAGCAGGAUUAUGGACAGUAAGUGGGGCGGGAAGACCGAGACCAUCUCCGUCACCCUGAACACCGAGCAGGCCUGUUUCUCCAGAGACGCCCUGUCCAAAGCUCUGUACACCCGGCUCUUCGACUUCCUCGUCGACUGUAUUAAUAAAGCCAUGCAGAAGGACCAGGAGGAGUUCAACAUCGGGGUCCUGGACAUCUACGGCUUUGAGAUCUUCCAGAGAAACGGCUUUGAGCAGUUCUGCAUCAACUUUGUCAACGAGAAGCUGCAGCAGAUUUUCAUUGAGCUCACCUUGAAGGCAGAACAGGAGGAGUAUGUCCAGGAGGGGAUCAAAUGGACGCCCAUCGAGUAUUUCAACAACAAGGUGGUCUGUGACCUCAUUGAGUCCAAACUGAAUCCUCCUGGGCUCAUGAGCAUCCUGGACGACGUGUGUGCUACGAUGCAUGCUAAAGGUGAGGGAGCAGAUCAGACGCUGCUGCAGAAACUCCAGGGACAGAUCGGAUCCCAUGAACACUUCAGCAGCUGGAACCAAGGAUUCAUCAUCCACCACUACGCUGGGAAGGUGUCGUAUGACGUCAGCGGUUUCUGUGAGAGGAACAGGGAUGUGUUGUUUAAUGACAUCAUCGAGCUGAUGCAGAGCAGUGAGUUUUUGUUCAUCAGAGCUCUGUUCCCUGAGAACCUGGAGGCUGAGAAGAGAGGGCGUCCGAGCACCGCCAGCAGUAAGAUCAAGAAACAAGCUAACAGCCUGGUCCAGACUCUGAUGAAGUGCACUCCUCACUAUAUCCGCUGCAUCAAACCCAACGAAACGAAGCGUCCACGGGACUGGGAGGAGAACCGGGUCAGACACCAGGUGGAGUACCUGGGCCUCCGAGAGAACAUUAGAGUCCGCCGGGCCGGAUAUGCCUACAGACGGGCCUUCAACAAAUUCCUACAGAGGUAUGCCAUCCUGACAAAGGACACCUGGCCUUCUUGGAGGGGUGACGAGCGCCAGGGAGUGCUGCACCUUCUCAACUCUGUCAACAUGGAUCAGGACCAGUUUCAGCUGGGCAAGACCAAAGUCUUCAUUAAAGCUCCAGAGUCGCUCUUCUUGUUGGAGGAGAUGAGGGAGAGGAAGUACAAUGGUUACGCUCGGGUCAUCCAGAAGGCAUGGCGGAAACACAUCGCUGUCCGCAAGUAUGUCAAGAUGAGGGAGGAAGCCUCUGACGUCCUGCUGAACAAGAAGGAGCGCCGCAGAAACAGCAUUAAUAGGAACUUUGUGGGUGACUACAUUGGGACAGACAACCAUCCAGAGAUCAGACAGUUUGUCGGCCGCAGAGAGAGGAUCGACUUUGCCGACGUUGUGGUGAAAUUUGACCGAAGAUUCAGGACUGUGAAGCGUGACCUCAUCCUGACCCCAAAGUUCCUGUACCUGAUUGGACGAGAGAAGGUGAAGCAAGGUCCAGAUAAAGGGCAGAUCCAGGAGGUUCUCAAGAGGAAGAUUGAGCUCAACAAGAUCCAGUCCGUUUCCCUGAGCACUCUGCAGGACGACUUCUUCAUCAUCCACGAGGAGGAGUAUGACAGUGUUCUUCAGAGCGUCUUUAAAACGGAGUUCCUUAGUUUGCUGGUAAAACGUUAUCAGGAGAAAACUCAGAAGAAACUGCCACUGAAAUUCAACAACCUCCUGGAGUUUAAGGUGAAGAAGGGUGGCUGGGGUCCGUUCAGCUCUUCAGGGUCCAGACAGAUACAGUUCCAGGUGGGCCAGGGGGACGAGGCCAUCCUGAAGCCCAGUGGGAAGGUCCUGCAGGUCUCCAUUGGACCGGGUCUGCCCAAAAACUCCAGACCAACGAGGAGGGACAACCGCAAGAGUCGUUACAUGAGCAACCAGGCUCCGCCGACCAGCCAGUACAACUCAGCUCCUCGCUCUAGAGGGGGUGGAGCUCGCAGAGGAGGCUCUGCCUCCUCAAGAGGGUCCCUGCUAAGGCAGCAGUCCAGCAUGGAGCAGCCCAGUCUCCCCAGAUUACAGAACCAGCAUCGGCAUGACAACCGCUCCCCCAAGCACCAAGACAUGGGCUUCAUGGAUGUCCCUGACCAGGGCGCUGCUGGGCUGCAGCGGCGGCGUUCAAAGGAGGUGAAGCCUCUUCCUGGAGCAGGUCGACCCAAACCUGCGCCCAAACCGAAGCCUCGGUCUCCACAGUGCAAAGCUCUGUAUGCCUACGAUGCCCAGGACACCGAUGAGCUCAGCUUCAACGCUGAUGAUGUCAUUGAGAUACUCACUGAAGAUCCGUCUGGCUGGUGGUUCGGACGGUUGCGGGGCAGAGAGGGGAUGUUCCCUGGAAACUAUGUGGAAAAGAUCUAGACCUCCUGUGGGGGGGUCAGAGGACGGCGACCGGAGCUGACAGGAAACAGGAAGCUGAUGAUUGAAUAUGACGAGUUUAUCCGUAAACAAACACGUAUGUUUCAGUCAGAGUGACAACAGCUGUCGAGCAUCCAGAGGUGCAGCUGAUCAAAGGUCACGGUCUGACUCCUGGACUGAAGCGUCUGUGUCUCCAUAACACUGUGUACAAUCAGGUGAAAUGUCCCUGUGUGACUUUUUCUAUGGAAACAUAAUAAGAAUAUCAUUGUAAAAUCCUGCUAGCGCCCCCUACAGUUUACAGUCACAAUAUAAAAGUCUUGAUAAAACAACAUAGUGAGUCCAGUUUUCUUCUGAGACAAAGAAAAUCAGUGAAUAUCUUCUAACUAAAUGAAAACUGUCUGCAGACAUCAGAAGAUGAACAGAAAGCAAACGUCACACUGGAACUUUAAACAGAAAAUACAUCUUUUCUAUUCCUCUGAACAUGUAAAAAAUCUGAAUGUCACUGUUGAAAAUCUGCAGGUUGGAGCCAUCUGAUCGAAUGAUAGAAUAAACAUUUAUUAGAAAAGUCAAAAUAAAUGUACAUACAUACACACAUAUACAUGUGAUUAAACCGCUUUUACAAUUAAAUCAUGUCCUGCA
Chelmon rostratus (copperband butterflyfish) is the source of this 4187-nucleotide messenger RNA. RefSeq names its product myosin IEb (gene myo1eb). Lineage: Eukaryota; Metazoa; Chordata; Actinopteri; Chaetodontiformes; Chaetodontidae. Gene Ontology annotation, cellular component: actin cytoskeleton; plasma membrane; cytoplasm. Gene Ontology annotation, biological process: vesicle transport along actin filament; actin filament organization. Gene Ontology annotation, molecular function: ATP binding; actin filament binding; microfilament motor activity. The coding region runs from base 255 to 3551 and encodes 1098 amino acids. The record is from RefSeq and is a predicted model, not a curated record. The transcript is spliced from 27 exons.